Hevea brasiliensis (rubber tree) is the source of this 1512-nucleotide messenger RNA. Its product is annotated as WAT1-related protein At1g09380. The coding region runs from base 169 to 1266 and encodes 365 amino acids. NCBI's taxonomy places the organism in Eukaryota, Viridiplantae, Streptophyta, Magnoliopsida, Malpighiales, Euphorbiaceae. The record is from RefSeq and is a predicted model, not a curated record. The transcript has 7 exons. Gene Ontology annotation, cellular component: plasma membrane. Gene Ontology annotation, molecular function: transmembrane transporter activity.
AUUUUUUUUUUAAAAAAAAAGGAAAAAAAAAAAACUCUCUUGCUCUCCUUCUAUAUCUAUGUGCUCUCCAUUUCCUGAUUUCUCUUAAGUUAUCAUUAUUUCUCCCUUUCUCUGCUACUCACUAGCAUAGUCCUUUUCUUUGAGAAAGCUUAGAUCGAGCGAGAUAUAAUGGAUGUGAUGGGUGAUCUUUUGCCAUUCUUGGCCAUGGUUCUUGUGCAGUUUGGGUUCGCAGGCAUGAAUAUCACGUCAAAGCUUGCAAUGGACUCUGGCAUGAGCCCACUCAUUCUUGUCUCUUACCGGCAAAUCUUUGCCACCAUUGCGAUGGUCCCCUUUGCUUAUUUCUUUGAGUGGAAAACAAGACCCAAGAUUACCAGGACUCUGCUGUUGCAGAUUUUCUUGUGUUCCCUUACUGGGGUGACUGGAAACCAGGUUUUUUAUUUUGUUGGGCUAGAAAAUUCAACCCCGACGAUUGGAUGUGCACUGACUAAUAUUCUUCCUGCUGUCACUUUUGUUCUUGCAGUCGUUCUCGGACAAGAAUCAGUUGGAAUCAAGAAGAUAUCAGGGCAAGCUAAGCUGUUAGGGACAAUAAUAUGUGUUGGAGGUGCCAUGUUGUUGUCGUUUUACCAUGGAGCGAUCAUCAGUAUAGUCGAAUCCAGCAUUCACUGGAAAUAUGCGGAUGAAAUGGGAAGCAGCAAUUCUGCUUCAAAAUCAAACUUCAUUUUAGGCCCUCUGUUUAUAAUGGCAAGUGCUGUUUGUUGGGCAAUCUGGUUUACAGUCCAGGUGAAGGUAAGCGACAAGUUUCCAGCUCCAUACACCAGCACGUUGUUGAUGUGCUUCAUGGGUAGCGUUGAGUGCGUGGUCAUUGGCCUUGGUGUUAAUCACAAAUUAUCCCAAUGGUCAUUGCACUCUCCAGACAGGCUUGUUGCUGCUCUUUAUGCAGGAAUUGUCUGUUCUGCUCUAGCAUUUUCCCUCACUACAUGGAGUAUCCAAAAGAAAGGAGCACUCUACGUCUCAGUCUUCAGCCCCCUGUUGCUGGUUAUAGUCGCUGUUCUGAGUUGGGCCCUGCUGCGUGAGAAAUUAUACGUUGGAACUGCUGUAGGAUCUGCCAUGAUUGUUGCUGGCCUUUAUGCUGUUCUGUGGGGGAAAGACAAGGAGAUGAAAUUGAAGGCUUUUGAAGAGAUAGAAGCACGGAAGGAAGAGAAAGGUGAUCUUGAAUUUCAGCUGCCCUCAAAUUCCAAUGGCAGUAUUGCUCCUGCUGCAAACUAAGUGAGAGAAACAUUGAACCAAAGCAAAGUUCUCUGUUUCAGCAAUUCAUCUACCAAGAAACAUAAAUUUCACCCAAAAUCCACACAGCUCUUGCUUUGAGGUGUAUGUGGGUGAUUUUCUUUGCCCCAUUUUAAGAGUAAUAUUAUCUUAGGCUAUUAGCUUAACCAAGAACUUGAUUAAUUAUCAUCUUAAGGAUCAUUGCUUUGUUUAAUAUAAGCACAUGUGCUAGUGCUGCAUUUUGUUAAA